Talpa occidentalis (Iberian mole) is the source of this 2029-nucleotide messenger RNA. It is a transcript of the gene E2F4, whose product is annotated as E2F transcription factor 4. The transcript is spliced from 10 exons. Gene Ontology annotation, cellular component: RNA polymerase II transcription regulator complex. Gene Ontology annotation, molecular function: RNA polymerase II cis-regulatory region sequence-specific DNA binding; DNA-binding transcription factor activity, RNA polymerase II-specific; protein dimerization activity. The record is from RefSeq and is a predicted model, not a curated record. Gene Ontology annotation, biological process: regulation of transcription by RNA polymerase II. Lineage: Eukaryota; Metazoa; Chordata; Mammalia; Eulipotyphla; Talpidae. Bases 58 to 1281 code for a protein of 407 amino acids.
GUGGCCGCGGCGCCGGCCUGGCCUGGCCUGGCUGAGGGGAGGCGGCGGGCGGGCGCGAUGGCGGAGGCCGGGCCACAGGCGCCGCCGCCCCCGGGCACCCCAAGCCGGCACGAGAAAAGCUUGGGGCUUCUCACCACCAAGUUUGUGUCGCUUCUGCAAGAGGCCAAGGACGGCGUGCUUGACCUCAAGCUGGCAGCUGACACUCUAGCUGUGCGUCAGAAGCGGCGGAUAUAUGACAUUACCAACGUGCUGGAAGGUAUUGGGCUGAUCGAGAAGAAAUCCAAGAACAGCAUCCAGUGGAAGGGCGUGGGGCCUGGUUGCAAUACCCGGGAGAUUGCGGACAAGCUGAUUGAGCUCAAGGCAGAGAUCGAGGAGCUGCAGCAGCGGGAGCGAGAACUGGACCAGCACAAGGUGUGGGUGCAGCAGAGCAUCCGGAAUGUCACAGAGGACGUGCAGAACAGCUGCUUGGCCUACGUGACUCACGAGGACAUCUGCAGAUGCUUUGCAGGAGACACCCUCCUGGCCAUCCGUGCCCCGUCGGGCACCAGCCUAGAGGUGCCCAUCCCAGAGGGCCUUAAUGGGCAGAAGAAGUACCAGAUUCAUCUUAAGAGUGUGAGUGGCCCCAUUGAGGUUCUGCUGGUGAACAAGGAGGCAUGGAGCUCGCCGCCUGUGGCAGUACCUGUGCCGCCACCCGAAGACCUGCUUCAGGGGCCGCCUGCUGUGUCCACCCCUCCACCUCUGCCCAAGCCUGCCCUGGCCCGCCCCCAGGACGCCUCACGCCCAAGCAGUCCCCAGGCGACCACCUCUACCCCUGUCCCUGGUAGCACUGAAGCCCAGGGGGUGGCCUGUCCAGCAGUUGAGGUCACAGUGAGUGGCAGCCCUGGAACCGAUCGCAAGGACAGUGGUGAGCUCAGCUCACUCCCACUAGGCCCAACAGCACUGGACACACGGCCACUGCAGUCCUCUGCCCUGCUGGACAGUAGCAGCAGCAGCAGCAGCAGCAGCAAUAGCAGUUCAUCUGGACCCAACCCUUCUACCUCCUUUGAGCCCAUCAAGGCGGACCCCACAGGUGUUCUGGAACUCCCCAAAGAACUGUCAGAAAUCUUCGAUCCUACACGAGAGUGCAUGAGUUCAGAGCUGCUGGAGGAGCUGAUGUCCUCAGAAGUGUUUGCCCCCCUCCUCCGCCUCUCUCCGCCCCCUGGAGACCACGAUUACAUCUACAACCUGGAUGAGAGUGAAGGUGUCUGUGACCUCUUUGAUGUGCCUGUCCUCAACCUCUGACAGGGACAUGCCCUGCGUGACUGGGACACAGACUGUCUGACCUGGGGGCUGCCGGGGGGCCUCCCCACAACCCCCCUACACAACUUGAGAGCCACAACUCAUGGCUUCCCCAGCACCCCCUCCCCUCCCCCACACAGUUUAGGCCACAGCCACCACUCCUGCGCCAGCAGCUGUGUGCUGCCAGAGCAGGGGCCAGGGGCUCAGCCCCUCCACUGUGGAGCCAAGCGUUUGCCUCUCCUUGCUGGACCUUCCCCCCUCGCGUCCUUUGUGAGCCCUCCCGGAGCCCAGGCUCAGCUGCCACCCAGUGGCGAGGAAUUAGUACCCCCCACACACACCCCAUAGGGCAGCUUGUCCAGCGUCACUGCCCUGCCUGCCAGCCCCUCUCCCUGCAGAGGGAAGUGGUGGGGAGCUUCUUCACUUCUCCCCACACACGCCCUACAGCUUCUCCUGGACCUCUCACCCCACUUCUGAGCCCCGAGAACCUGGGGCGGGGUGGGGAGGGGUGGCUGACAGGAGAGAGAGACCUCUCUAGCGAGGAGCCUGGGUGGGAGAGUCUCUGCGGCCUGGCCCAACCUCCUGCUGCCCCGACCCUCCCUUGUUUAUUCAUUUCUCCUUUAGAGCCAUUUGCAGAGAUUUAGAGAAAGAUUUGCAGUAAUGUGGAUUCCUAUAUAAAGAUUAUUUUUAUACUUUUUGCAACAAAAGGAAAUUGUAAUAUUUGUACAGCGUCCAAGUGAAUAAAGACCAUGCC